This is a messenger RNA of Anoplophora glabripennis (Asian longhorned beetle), 504 nucleotides long. RefSeq lists its product as uncharacterized. The transcript has a single exon. The record is from RefSeq and is a predicted model, not a curated record. Bases 1 to 504 code for a protein of 167 amino acids. NCBI's taxonomy places the organism in Eukaryota, Metazoa, Arthropoda, Insecta, Coleoptera, Cerambycidae.
AUGGAAGCCUUCGAGAAAAAAGCCCUGGAAUCCACAACGUUGAAGCCUAAGUGCUGGUACCGAUGUGUUGACGACACCUUCAUCAUCUGGCCCCACGGACGCAACACCGCAGCGGAUUUUCUGGUUUACAUCAGUGGGAUACAUCCAUAUAUCCAGUUUACCAUGGAAGUAGAGAAAAAUGCCGUCCUUCCCUUCUUGGAUGUCUUGAUUGAGAGGACACAAGGAGGCACUUUAGGACAUCGAGUAUAUAGGAAGCCAACUCACACAGACAGAUAUCUGAAUGCGGAGUCCCACCACCACCUAGCCCAGAAACAGGGGAUCAUAAAUACCUUGAUUCAUCGAACGCGGAUCAUUAGCGAGCCAAGACACUUGGCUGAGGAACUAGAACACCUAGGCACGGAUCUGAGAGGGAAUGGCUACACGGCGAGAAAUAUCGAACCAUCUAUCAGGAGACAUACGCCCAUGAAGAAAUGGGAGUACUCAGCGACGACGUAUCUACCUUAG